Lentinula edodes (shiitake mushroom) is the source of this 1357-nucleotide messenger RNA. Its product is annotated as phosphoribosyltransferase-like protein. The transcript is spliced from 7 exons. The record is from RefSeq and is a predicted model, not a curated record. Bases 174 to 1169 code for a protein of 331 amino acids. Lineage: Eukaryota; Fungi; Basidiomycota; Agaricomycetes; Agaricales; Omphalotaceae. Gene Ontology annotation, cellular component: cytoplasm; ribose phosphate diphosphokinase complex. Gene Ontology annotation, molecular function: ribose phosphate diphosphokinase activity; magnesium ion binding. Gene Ontology annotation, biological process: purine nucleotide biosynthetic process; 5-phosphoribose 1-diphosphate biosynthetic process; ribonucleoside monophosphate biosynthetic process.
UCGUAAGUCGUUCACUGCGGAACAAUUCCGAAUCUCGGCCCGUGGCUAUGUUGAUCGAUUGCAAAUUUUCCUCCAUUCGAUCUUCCUCCCACUACACCGACAUUACCUACCUUCAUACACCUUUCCUUCAGUCUCAUCUCAUGCAAUAGUGUAAAUUCUCAUUCUAUUAUAUCAUGUACCACAACAAUUCCAUCCGCAUCUUGACCGGAAACAGUCAUCCUGAACUUGCUCAAGCAGUGACUGAGCGACUCAACGUUCCACUCGUACCAUGCACUGUCAAGAAGUUUUCCAACGGCGAAAUCAAUGUCAAAAUUUCUGAAUCCGUACGAGAUGAAGAUGUUUUCAUCAUCCAAUCUGGCUGUCAGGAUGCCAAUGACAACCUCAUGGAACUCCUCAUCCUCAUUUCGGCCUGUAAAACGGCCUCCGCCAGACGGAUAACAGCCGUCAUUCCUUCCUUUCCCUAUGCUCGGAUGGACAAGAAGGACAAGUCUAGGGCGCCCAUCACGGCAAAACUCGUCGCGAACAUGCUCGUUGUUGCUGGCUGUGACCAUGUCAUCACUAUGGAUCUUCACGCCAGUCAAAUACAAGGUUUCUUCGACAUUCCUGUGGACAACCUGUUCUCAGAACCUCUGGUAUUGUCGUACAUUAAGAGGUCAAUUGAAGGUUGGAAGAAUGGAAUCAUAGUCAGUCCAGAUGCUGGAGGAGCGAAGCGAGUGACAGCCAUCGCGGACAAGCUUGGAGUGGAAUUUGCUCUCAUUCAUCGAAAACGAGAUGGUAAAGAGGUUGAUGCGCCGGAGAGAAUGGAAAUUCUGGUUGGAGAUGUAAAAGACAAGGUUGCUAUCCUGGUUGAUGAUAUGAUUGACACCGGCGCAACUCUUUCACUCGCCACGAAGACGUUACACGAGAAAGGUGCUAAAGCUAUAUAUGCUCUGAUCACCCAUGGAUUACUCUCCGAAAUCAAUUUGAGUGUAAUAGAGCGGUUACCCAUUGAUCAUCUUGUCGUGACAAAUACUAUCCCUCAAGAUAAACAUAAGGACGGUUGCUCUAAGCUCACUGUCAUUGACAUCAGCCCCACAAUUGCCGAAAGUAUUCGGCGUACUCACAAUGGAGAAAGUAUCAGUCUCCUGUUCGGUGAAUGGGCAGACUCUGGGAAUGUCGAGGUGCUCUGAAUUUGGAGCAAUGUUUCCAAGCUUCCAAUGUAUCAAGAGGACACUUGUUUUGUACAUGGAUUCUUGUAUCACUCAAUGUGACAAUGUGGAUUACAAGCUAUCUUUUGACAGAUGGAAGUCGACAUCUCGCAUAGCCUUGUCAAUGUGUCAUGGUCCUUUCCAAAUCGGCUGUUCCUCAAUGGGACCGU